This is a messenger RNA of Galeopterus variegatus (Sunda flying lemur), 793 nucleotides long. It is a transcript of the gene GEMIN7, whose product is annotated as gem (nuclear organelle) associated protein 7. Bases 4 to 381 code for a protein of 125 amino acids. Gene Ontology annotation, biological process: spliceosomal snRNP assembly. The transcript has a single exon. Gene Ontology annotation, molecular function: RNA binding. Gene Ontology annotation, cellular component: SMN-Sm protein complex. The record is from RefSeq and is a predicted model, not a curated record. NCBI's taxonomy places the organism in Eukaryota, Metazoa, Chordata, Mammalia, Dermoptera, Cynocephalidae.
ACAAUGCAGACUUCACCGACCAUUCCCGUGCCUGUGCUACGGCCUCCCCGAGGCCCUGAUGGCUUGAGCCGUGGCUUUGCCCCUGAUGGACGUAGGGCUUCCCUGAAGCUGGAGGUUCCUGAAAUCCAGGAAUGUCCAGAAUUCCAGGAACAGCGGGCCCGAGCUGCACUUCGGGAACGCUACCUCCGCAGCCUGCUUGCCAUGGUGGGUAACCAGGUGAGCUUCACAUUGCACGAGGGUGUGCAUGUGGCCGCCCAGUUUGGAGCCACUGACCUGGAUGUGGCCAACUUCUACGUGUCUCAUCUGCAGACUCCCAUAGGUGUGCAGGCUGAGGCACUGCUGCGAUGUAGUGACAUUAUUUCAUACACCUUCAAGCCAUAAGACAUUAUUGUGUUCACUUUUCUACCUUAGACUUAGUCACAGUAUCCCAGCCUUCCAAAUGUUCCUGAGCCAGGAACUCUGGGCCUGUAGAGUUCUGAGCUCCCUUGGAAUUUUGAGUCAAGCUCCAAGCAACUCUGGAUUCUUGAGACCUCUAGUGUCUAGUCAGUAAAAUUCUGCAACACCAGGAUUCUAGAUUCCGUUGAAAGGAAUGCUCUACCUCGCAGAACUCUGAACUCUACAGAAAUACGGGCCUGAUACCAGAUCCUGAAGAUGGAGUUGGGGGGAUUGGGGGAUAAAGGAAGGCACAUUGCAGAGUGGGAAAUUGUUUAUUGAAGAGGUUGCAAAGUUCAGCCACCCUGAAGAUACUCCCCAAUGCUCCCCUUCUGCCAAAGAACCAAUUAUCCCAGGAAAA